Chaetomium globosum CBS 148.51 is the source of this 1092-nucleotide messenger RNA. RefSeq lists its product as uncharacterized. The transcript is spliced from 5 exons. The record is from RefSeq and is a predicted model, not a curated record. The coding region runs from base 1 to 1092 and encodes 363 amino acids. NCBI's taxonomy places the organism in Eukaryota, Fungi, Ascomycota, Sordariomycetes, Sordariales, Chaetomiaceae.
AUGCCGUAUCUGGGUACAUACAUAUACAUGUAUCUUUUGUACAUGUAUUUCCCGGCCGUGUGUGAAGCGCCACUUCGAGGGACGAGUGUGAUUUCGUACUGCUUCGUGAACGGCCUCGGUAACGCCGAAGGGCCGCCGGUCUCAGUGCCUCUACUCUCCGACCAAGCACAUCUGCAACCAACAGUCCUGGGGACUGCCGACCACGACGAAAACUGGGGUAGGGACGCCAAUUCGUUCCAGGGCGACCAGCUGGCCCUGAUCAAGCUUGCACUGCUUGGCGACGACGAACUGCAGGGCGACCCACAACACCUCAGGGCUGUUCGACAGGAGCUUUCCAAGAUUGCAGCGACCGGUUUUGAUGGGGCCACGGUUCUGGCAGAGUACAUGAGGAGGAUGUGGGUGUGCGCUAAAACCAAGAUACAGAGCGACGUAGCGGACCGCCUCAAGGGCCAGUCCUCCAAGCUGAUGACGGCGGGCUUCACCUUCGGCAUCCCGGCUACCUGGGGCGAGCGAGCCGCCGAGCGGAUGGAGAAGGCUAUUGCCGACUCUAAAAUCACCGACGGCGCCACCUUUUCAGACCUAAUUCUUGAGCCCGAGGCCGCAGGCUUGGCUGAGUUUCCACACCUCGACCUGGGAGUAGGUGCUUUUGCCCCCCUCCCAGCAUUAUCAAGACGUUCCGAUCCAUCACCGACGGUAUCGUGGAUUUGGACGCAACAAAUUCCUCUAGCAAGAGCUGCGAACCCACUUCGGCACGAUCGUCCGCUUUACAGAGACCAAUGGCAAUGGAAUCAAGACGUGGGCAGCUGUCAAACCCCCAUCACUCUGCCCUUCGCCGCCUUCCAGGCAAGGACCGACCGCGACCAGCCCUGCAUUCCAAUCUACAGCUGCGAGCGUGAAGUGAACGGGUGCAGGAGCAUCGUUAAGGACAUCAAGGUUUACAAGAACCCUUGCCAAAUCAGGUGCAUGCGACCUGAUCAACUUGGCGGUUCCCAGUCGUUGCAGCUUCGGCCACGGUUGAAUGCCCGCCAGGAAAUCGAAUUCGAGGUGCAGGCGGAUUUGGAGUGGAUGUUCAAGGUGGAGAAGCUGAAGUAA